Molecule: messenger RNA, 1107 nt
Organism: Lactuca saligna
Lineage: Eukaryota; Viridiplantae; Streptophyta; Magnoliopsida; Asterales; Asteraceae
Source: the annotation of a GenBank genome assembly
AUGAAGCCCUCCACCCCCGCCGCCGUUAACAGGAUUAAUAAUCGCCCUCGCCGCCGUCCUGACCUAACCCUACCGUUACCCCAACGAGAACCCCAAAUAGCUGUCCCACUCCCUCUCCCACCCUCCUCCGCCACCACUACCUCCUCUCAACUACUCCCUCCGGCUCAACACCAGCAACAACCCAUCAACUUCUCUGAACUCGACCGUAUGAAUAGAAUCGGCAGCGGCAGCGGUGGAACCGUUUACAAAGUUCUCCACCGUCCAACCAACCGCCUAUUUGCUCUCAAAGUAAUCUACGGAAACCACGAAGAUGAAGUUCGCCGUCAGAUCUGUCGAGAAAUCGAGAUCUUACGAGACGUCGAUAACCUCAACGUCGUCAAGUGUCACGAUAUGUUUGAUCACGCCGGAGAGAUUCAGGUUCUUCUUGAGUACAUGGACUGCGGGUCGCUUGAAGGUACACACAUCUCCCACGAACCCUCUUUGGCCGAUCUCACCCGUCAGAUCCUCUCCGGUCUCUAUUACCUCCACCGGCGUAAGAUUGUUCAUCGUGACAUUAAACCCUCCAAUCUGUUAAUAAAUUCGAAGAAACAAGUUAAGAUUGCCGACUUCGGGGUAUCUAGAAUCCUAGCACAAACCAUGGAUCCUUGCAAUUCAUCCGUCGGUACCAUUGCUUACAUGAGUCCCGAGAGAAUAAACACGGAUCUGAAUCACGGAAAAUACGAUGGAUACGCCGGCGAUAUCUGGAGCUUAGGCGUUAGCAUUUUGGAAUUCUAUUUAGGGCGUUUUCCGUUUCCGGUGGGAAGACAAGGCGAUUGGGCUAGCCUCAUGUGUGCUAUUUGCAUGUCACAGCCACCGGAAGCCCCGCCCACGGCAUCUCGUGAGUUCCGUGAAUUUGUGGCGUGCUGUUUACAGAGGGACCCGGCGAGGAGGUGGACGGCGGCGCAGCUGUUGCGUCACCCUUUUGUUACCGGCUUAGCCGGUAACCAUAGCAUCGCGAAUCAGAUUUCGGGUGUGACAGUGAAUUCUUGGAUUGUUGCGUUGAUUAAUAAUAUCGUGUUUGAGUUGUACAAAAAGAUUGGUCCUUUUUUUAUAUAUUUGUCGACAUAA